CCUGAUUAAAUCUGUAUAUUUGGUGCUGCAUUAUUCUGACACUAACGGCGUAGGCGGGUUAUUACAUAAAAUACAAAUCAGCAAAGAUGGAAAAGUUAUCACUAAAUCCACAGAAGAUAAGCCUGAACCCCCUGCAAGGAAGUUGUUUGAUGAAACAGAAAUAUCAUGGGUUCCUUUAGUGUUCUGUGAGAGAAUUGCCUCCAAGUUAUACAUACUUGCAGGUGAACGAUACAGAGCAGCAGAAGCCGGGGCAAGUAGCAUAUAUUUUUGAUCCAAAGGCAUCUGGAGACUUGGUUAAAUUCAAUCGGCCUUAUAUAUUCGCGACAUUUCCAAAUAUUAUUGCAGCGCAUGGCAGGCUUUAUCAUCUGGCAACUUUGUUAGCCCACAAACCGUGUGUGCCCAUGCCCUUUGAGCUAUAUGAUCCCACCACCAACUCUUGGGAUCCUUUAACUCCUGUACCUCAUUUUGCAUUCAUCCCACAAUCUUCACUACCUCGCAGGGAGUUGAUUGGUUAUGCUGUUUGGGGCAGCUGUAUUUUGCUUUCAUUAUGGUACCCUUCCAUGAAGUUCAAACCAGCACAUUUCGUACCAGUAGUUUUCAAUGCAGAAUCGGAAACAUGGCAUCAAGUCAAUUUCGAUCAAAAACAACGGAUACAACGUUUUCCUUUCUUUGGGAAGGCUGCUGUUGUAGGGGACACUAUAUAUGCCUUUGGUGAUAAAAAGGGAAAGUUUAUAUCAUUCUCUAUUAAGAAGUCUGGUUCAGAGGAGGAUGGUACUCUUAUUUACUCUCUAACAACACCUUACGAGUUGGAAGGCUUGAAGAUUAUUCAAAGUGCGAAAUAUAGGUAUUAUUCUAGCAUAACAGAGUGUUGGGCUCCUUUGGGUGACUUGGAGUUCUGUUUAGUCCAGACUAAGAGCUAUGGGGCUAAUAGGUAUCAACCUCUUUUUAUCACCACGUUCAAAAUCAUCCAUAAAGAAGGGCGGAAGAGCCAUAUUGAGACCAUACAUUCUACUCUCCAGUUUGUGAGCACUAAAGGUUAUGGUCAAUUCUGGAUUACAUUUGGCUACUGUCCAGAUUAUGAACCCAAAGAAGCCAUGUUAACUACGACAAAGGACAUCCAAAAAGAGAGAGACAGGAUAAAGGACAGCUCUCAGGUGGUUGACUGUGACAUUCUGUAA
This is a messenger RNA of Rosa rugosa (rugosa rose), 1178 nucleotides long. RefSeq lists its product as uncharacterized. The coding region runs from base 402 to 1178 and encodes 258 amino acids. Gene Ontology annotation, molecular function: protein binding. The transcript has 3 exons. Lineage: Eukaryota; Viridiplantae; Streptophyta; Magnoliopsida; Rosales; Rosaceae. The record is from RefSeq and is a predicted model, not a curated record.